UCUGCGUUUGCCAAACUGGAUGUCCCGGUUGUCCCCGAAAACAAAUCCACCAAGCACCGCCCCACUGACCGACGACAAAUGGCUCUACUCGGCGACGACGGUCGCGGCUACGAACUUGCCCUGCGGCUCGAAAGCCUCGGCGUUUGGCGAACGUGGCUUGGCGACUCCCUCUAUGCCUCCUUCGUUAACUUCCUUUCUUCGCCUUCCUCUUGGGAAUCAUUCAUGCGGGCUGACGAACCCAAAUCCCGUCCGCAGAUCCUCCUCCAGCUCCGGGCUCGAGCCCUCUUGUUCGAUAAAGCGAGCGCCUCUCUCUUUCGCCAAUCGAAUUCUUCUUCUUCUUCUUCUUUAACUGUUUCGAAGCUGAACCCGAAUUAUUUGCAGUUGCACGCUGAUGACAUCUACUACACACUGGAGGAUGCUGAUCAACGGCGAGACGGUGGGGUUGUGUCCAAUACGGGGCCGUCCAAGAACCAAUCUAAAUCAGUUAUUGGCGGUGGAGUGAGAUUUGGUGAAUCUGAAGUAGGUAACAUAUCUCAGAGGUUCAGGAAUGAAGAACUGCCAGAAACAUGGUACAGUCAGUUUAUAGAGAAGCAUAGAGUUAGCAGACUUGGUAGGAUAUCAUUUGGGGACAGAGAGUCCGACAAGCGCACACCUGAGGGGAUGUCUAAUUAUCUUCAACUUCUUCAACGGCAUAAGAGAAGUCGUGUAGCAUUUAGUGAAGAUCAAUAUGGGGGAUUUGGUGUCCAGGAUCCCAGUCCUGCAUUUGAUGGGGCUAAUGAUGAUGUACUAUUUUUUCCAGAAACAAUGUUUCCUUUGAACUGUGUACCGGAUACUGCACUUCCAGUGGUAACUAGAGAGCUAGAUGACCGGAAAGUGGAGUUACAUGGAGUUCUUGAUACCUUGCCUCAGGUUAUGACUAGGAGUCCUGUGAUGAUUGAGAGGCUUGGUAUUAGGCCCGAGUACCUCAGCAUGGAACAGAGAGGAAGUCUUCAUCGUGGGAAAAAUGGGUCCGAAGUCAAUAAGAAGUCUCUUGGUCCUGAGCAAGCAUCACAGAUGUCAAAAAAGGUAGUAGUUAGCAUGUUGACAGGGUUGGGGUUUGAAGGUGGUGCAGAAGUUCCAGUGGAAGUCUUAUCUCAACUCCUCAGCUGUCAUAUUUGUAAACUAGGCCGUUCCUUGAAAGUUCUUGCGGAUAGUUACAGACAGCAGUAUUCAGCACUUGAACUAAUUAAGAUGUUCCUUCAAACAGCAGGAUAUAGUAACUUGGGAGCUUUAGCGGAGAUUGUCAAGGAUGGUAGCAGGAAUUCCAUGCAACAAAGUCAGCAUGGUUUGCAGUCUCAGAUUCCAUUACAGCACGAAAAUCCCCUUCAACUACCCCCACAAAUCCAGAGACAAAUGCAUGGGCAGAUGCGGCAGAUGGUUCAUCCCCAGAGUUUGGCUCUUCAGCAGCAGCAGUUGGAGAGAAUGCGCAGGCGCCAGCCACCCACUCCUCGUCCUGCCUUGGAUACGGAUAAGGAGAGACCACCCUUGGUCCAAGUCAAGAUUGAAAACACUGAAUUGCCAAUUGAUGGUACUAUUUUCAACCCCAUGCACCCCAGAUAUCAACAAAUGCAGCAGUUAAGGCAACAGCAAAUUGCUGCAAUGUCAAAUUUCCAAGCUCAGCCCAGCAAUCAAAUUAGGCAGAUGGCAUCUCUACAAAUUCCUCAGAUGCAGACACAGAAUUUGGGCACUGUUCGGGCUCGACCCGUGAAGGUUGAAGGUUUUCAGGAACUGAUGGGUGGCGAUGCUGCAUUAAAGCAUGAUUCCGAUGGAAGCAAGCUAACCUCUCCGUCAAAUAAAUAGGUCUGUGAACAUUACCUUCUAGUUGUACCUAUUUACAGAGAUUGUUCUGACCCUGGUAGUCUUGCUAUAACUCUUUGUGCCUUUGUUCAUUCCUGAUAGAGAGGGAAAAAAGGGGUCUAUCUAUAUGCAGUCAUGCUUAUUAUGAUGUUAUGUACAGUUUGAUUGUAAAGGAGCAAUCUUUAACUUUAUUGUUUUUGUUCUGGGGCAUUAUUCCAUGGACCCACCCCAUAUGUUACAGUCUCGGCUGGUUACUUUGAACUUCAAAUACUGAACUCCAUGGUUAUUGGGCAUAGGUGAAGAAUUCAUAUGAAUUUAGUUAUGUUCUUGCUCCUUCUA
Tripterygium wilfordii is the source of this 2175-nucleotide messenger RNA. RefSeq lists its product as uncharacterized. The coding region runs from base 79 to 1839 and encodes 586 amino acids. The transcript has 6 exons. Lineage: Eukaryota; Viridiplantae; Streptophyta; Magnoliopsida; Celastrales; Celastraceae. Gene Ontology annotation, molecular function: protein heterodimerization activity. The record is from RefSeq and is a predicted model, not a curated record.